Molecule: messenger RNA, 2475 nt
Organism: Lachancea mirantina
Lineage: Eukaryota; Fungi; Ascomycota; Saccharomycetes; Saccharomycetales; Saccharomycetaceae
Source: the annotation of a GenBank genome assembly
AUGGAAGGAGUAAGUUCCAAAGAGAAGCAAAGGCUUUUGCAAGAGAGGAGAAACAAAUGGAAACAGAAGAAAGCUAAGGCCGAAUCGCAGAAACAACAGGUUACUAACAAGACAGAAUCUGUUGAUAGAAUAGAGGAUGGAUCGGUGACCAAAAAGGCUAAACUGGAGAGAUUUAAACGUAGGAAGGGUGAAGGGGAGGCUUGGAGUGGGCCUGAAAAUCAGCGCACUCGAAAACGAGUGACGUUUGAGGAUAGCGAUGACGAUGAUGAUGACCGUAAUGUAAAACUGUUCCGACCAGAUCAAACGCAGGAUAUUGGCGCUGACGAAGUCGAAACAAACUUUGCAGGUGAAAAAGUAAAUGCAAAACGGGGGGAAGAUUCGUUGGACGCUUUUAUGCGUAGUAUGCAGAACUCCCGAAAUGAGAGUGAUAACUUAGUCCAAUUCCAUAACGAUAGCGAUUCUGAUGAGUAUCAUGAGAAUGGACAAGAAUUUGAGAAUUACGGUGAUGGGAUUCAGUCGCAAUUCAAGAAAAACAGGAAGAAGAAAGUUAGGAAUCUCAACUUCAACUCUGCACAGUUAGAACCGUUUGUCAGAACUUUUUAUACCGAGCCAGAAGAGAUAUCUGCGAUGACGGAAGAAGAAGUUGAAGAUAUGCGUUUGAGUUUGGAUAACGUCAAAAUUAGAGGCAAAAACUGUCCGCGACCUGUUUUUAAAUGGUCCCAUUUGGGCCUUACCUCAGAUAUCAUGGAUCUUAUCACCAAAAAGCUAAAUUUCUCUUCACCUACGCCUAUACAGGCACAGGCUGUUCCAGCGAUUAUGUCUGGUCAAGAUGUUAUAGGAAUUUCCAAAACGGGUUCUGGGAAGACUGUGUCUUUUUUGUUACCUCUUCUCCGACAAAUUCGCGCUGCUAGACCGCUUGGACAUGACGAAACUGGUCCACUGGGGUUGAUCUUAGCACCGACACGUGAAUUAGCUGUUCAAAUUCAUGAAGAAGUCCAAAAAUUUAUCGGAAUCUCGCAUCGCGAGCGGUCGAUUUGCUGCACUGGCGGGUCGGAAAUGAAACGCCAAAUACAUGAGAUUAAAAAAGGCGUAGAGAUUGUUGUCGCGACUCCUGGGCGUUUUAUUGACCUGCUCACACUUAAUUCGGGGAGAUUACUCGAUACUAAGCGUAUUACAUUCGUUGUUAUGGACGAGGCUGACAGGCUUUUCGAUUUAGGAUUUGAACCUCAGGUUACUGAGAUCAUGAAAACUAUACGGCCGGAUAAGCAAUGCGUGCUAUUCAGUGCCACAUUUCCGUCCAAACUCAGGUCAUUUGCCAUGAGAGUUCUGAAUGAUCCGAUCACCAUUACUAUCAACUCUAAGAGCCUGAUCAACGAGAAUAUAAAGCAAAAGGUUGCCAUCUAUAAUGAUGACCAAGAGAAAUUCCAGGGUUUGCUAUCAAUACUGGAAGGUCGCGAAAAUAGUAUUAAAGAACGAUCGGACUUGGAGGAUGUUGAUGAUAAGACAAUUAUCUUCGUCUCAAGUCAACAAAUUUGCGAUUUGAUAUAUUUUCGUUUAGAAGAGAGAGGAAUAACGACAUAUGCCAUCCAUGCAGGAAAACCAUAUGCUGAGAGAGCCUCAAGUUUGGAAAAAUUCAAGAAAACCCGUAAUGGCAUCCUGCUUUGUACCGAAGUCCUCUCUCGUGGGCUGAAUGUGCCAGAAGUGUCACUUGUGGUGAUAUACAACGCGGUAAAGACUUUUGCUCAAUAUGUACACACGGCGGGGCGGACUGCCCGGGGAACGAAAAGCGGGAUAACAGUGACUUUGCUUCUCAGUGAUGAAUUAAAUGCUGCUUAUAUUUUAAAGAAGUCAUUUAGAGAGGAGGAAAUUGAAACGCAUAAUGAGUACACUAAAUUCAAGUUAAUCGAAAUGGGCAGUAAAUUCGAAAAUGGUAUGAAUUCUGGGAAGUUUAGACUGGGUAAGGGGUUCGGUGGUAAAGGGCUAGAUCACAUGGAAAUGGUCAAGGAACAAAAGCUAGUUAAAGAGAUGCAGGAAAUGGGUCCGGAACAACAUAACAGGCGUGACACUCCUGCAACAGAAGGCUCCGAUGCUACCGCUGGUGGCGAAAGCACUUCCGUUACACUGCAAUACAAAUUUUUGCAGAAUAGAAAUCCAGAUAAUUCGGUGACUUACAGUGCUGAAGUAAACGUCAACGACUUACCCCAGCUGGUCAGAUGGGAAACAACCAAAAAUACGACCCUUAUGUCUAUAAAGCAAGAGACGGCGUGCAGUAUAACGAACAGAGGCAAAUAUUAUGCGGAUGGACAGAAUCCUAAGACCGAGAAAGAAGAGCCAAAAUUGUACCUACUUAUCGAGGCUCCAGAUGAAAAAGACGUCAGGCUAGCUAUCGAAUUAUUGCAAGAAAAAGUGAAAGAAGCGUCAAAGAAAGACCUAAUCCGAACUGUCAAAAGUGGCAAAAGUUACUCUAUUGUGUAA